GGGUGUGUACGUAAACACCUUUCAGAAGCAAGUCGAUUGUUGAAUAGCUGAUUGAAGUGAAAGGCGCAUGCACCGAGGGCUGUUAUCAACUAGGAUUACCAAUCCCCUUUGAAUUACUGUUGUUCAAUUGAGUCAUGCCUGAGAUCGAGAAGCUGUGUGCCAAUGCGAGCAGUACAUCUGACAGCUCUUCGUCUGGAUCUUCCGAAGGGGGAGUAUCUCCAGGGUCGUCACGGUGCCCCACCCCACUUCACUGGACCCCUCGGUACCACAGACUGAUUGACCGCAUCAACCGCAGGAUUGGUUCUGGAGAUCACUUUUUCUCACUUGAAUAUUUCCCACCCAGAACAGCCAAUGGAGCAGUCAAUCUUAUUGGAAGGUUUGAGAGGAUGGGUCAGGGCAAGCCGCUGUUCUGUGACAUCACCUGGCAUCCGGCUGGAGACCCCUCCAACACAGAGAAGCCCACCAGCUCCACGUGUAUGGCCGGCACGAUGCUCAACUACUGCGGCAUCGAGACCAUGCUCCACAUGACGUGUUGCAACAUGACCAUUGACACCAUCAAGUCCAACCUUCAGAAGGCCAAGGACCUUGGCAUCAGGAACAUCCUGGCACUGAGAGGAGACCCCCCGACAGAGGAGGACGACUGGCAGCCAGUUGAAGGAGGGCUCAACUAUGCUGUCGACCUCGUCCGCCUCAUCAAGAGGGAAUAUGGAGAUCACUUCGUUGUCUGUGUUGCAGGCUACCCCCAGGGGCAUCCGGAGUGUACUUCCUACAAGGACGAUCUCCGCCACUUGAAGGAGAAGGUUGAUGCCGGAGCUGAUUUCAUCAUCACACAACUCUUCUUUAAAGCAGAAACAUUCCUCGCGUUUUUCCAAGACUGUCGUGAAAUUGGCAUAAACUGUCCCAUCCUGCCAGGAGUCCUGCCCAUCCAGGCCUACCAGUCCCUCCGGCACAUCGUGAAACUGUCCAAGCUGGAAGUCCCUCAAGAGAUUAUUGAUGCUAUUAACCCUAUCAAAGACAAUGACGAGGCUAUUCGAAACUUCGGCAUUCACCAUGCAGUUGAAAUGUCCAAAGUCUUACUACAGACUGGAAACAUCUUUGGCCUCCACUUCUACACCCUCAACAGAGAAGUGGCAACAAUAGACAUUCUCAAGAGACUCGGGCUGUGGAAGGAAGAAGUCAGGAAGCCAUUACCAUGGAAACUGACAGCAAAUCAUGCUCGGUGCAAGGAAGAAAUUCGGCCAAUUUUCUGGAGGUGUAGACCUAACAGUUAUGUGUAUCGUACGUCAAACUGGGAUGAGUUUCCAAAUGGCAGAUGGGGCAAUUCAUCUGCUGCAUCGUUUGGUGAUCUGAAGUACUACCAUCUGUUUUACCUGAAGAGCAGCUCGUCUAGGGACGAACUGAUGAAGAUGUGGGGGGAGGAGCUGACAUGUGAGCAGGAUGUGUGGGAUGUCUUCACUAGCUACAUCACUGGGGAACCAAACAAGAAUGGAAUUAAGGUGACAAAAGUCCCAUGGGAUGAUGAAGAACUCUCCCCAGAAACAUCUUUGAUUGCCAAGGAACUCGGCGAGAUCAACCGACUGGGCGUCCUCACCAUCAACUCCCAACCUAGCGUCAACGGCUCUCCCUCCGAGGAUCCCAAGGUCGGGUGGGGGACAUCCAAUGGCUAUAUAUUCCAGAAGGCGUAUGUUGAGUUCUUCACGUCGAGUGCGAAUGUCCAAGCCUUGAAGCAGAUCCUCCCCGAGUACCCCAUGGUCAACUUCCAUAUCCUCAACAAAAAGGGUGAUGAGAAUUACACCAACUGUCACGAGUCGGAGCCGAUCGCUGUGACAUGGGGGGUGUUCCCGGGGAGAGAGAUUGUGCAGCCCACCGUCGUGGAUCCCAUUGCGUUCAAGACAUGGAAGGACGAAGCAUUUGGGCUGUGGUUGGAGACAUGGGGCAAGCUGUACUCGCCUGAGUCCCAGUCACACAAGGUGCUGGAGGACAUCAGCAACAACUACUACCUGGUGAACCUCGUCGACAACCAGUUCCCCAAGCCAUCAUGUCUGUGGGAGGUCAUCAACAGAAUGUUAGGCCUGGCUGGCCACAAGUCAGAUGACCAGAGUCAAGCUUGUGUAGACAACUAGAGGUACACGACCAUGUUGUUACUCGGACUGAUCAAAGAAAUGGCCUUUUCCACAACAGAAGCAAGCAUGCCCAUGUAUGGAACAAGCACUACUAGCCAUGCUGGCUUCACCCAUGUCUUUCAAGCUUCCUAUUGUGGUGCAUGUGAUAUACAGAGCUGGGCUACACACAGGUGUUGGCACAGACUAAGUCAUUGCAUUCAAAGGUUGGAGAACAUUAGCUGCACAUCAAUGCAUAGGUAGAUUACCAAACAGUCUGUAACAGCUGGUUAUUAAAUGUGAUAAACAGGUGCCUGUUUACCACAUGUGUCAAAGAUCAGCCACUUGGUGAGCCUGCGUGGAAGUACUGUUGAUGUCUGUGCUGGCCAAGGGUUGGGCUGUCUUGUCCUUGAGCGAGUAAACUGUCAAAAUGUACAGAAUUGAAGGCAGUUGUCUUCAUUUUAACAGGCUCAAUAUAUUUCAGCUUUUGAACUGCAAUAUAUUUCCAUGAAUAUUUUAUUCCUUGGUUGGGACUACAGGUACUAGAUGCUUUACUUGUAUUAAAUCAGGAGAAUUUUAAACAGAUUUCACACCUUGAAUAUCAUUGAUUAACAUUGACUACUAUCCACCUGAACAGCAAAUUUCUGUAAAUAUAUUUUUAAAAAAAAUGAAUUUCAAUGAGAUUAAGGAAUGAAUUAUGACGAAUACUGUCAAAAUAAAUACCAGUGUCUGUGUGUGUGUAUGUCUCUAGUUUGGUUUCUCAAGAAUUGUCAACUUCUUAUUGUGAUGUGCCAGUACAUAUUGUCACCUCCUUUCUGAUUAUUGUUUGUGGCAGCUAAUUGAAGCAUUCGUAAAAUAUCAACUAACCUCUUUUUUAUCUUUUUAUAAACGGUAUGAAACAACCAGAGUGUUAUUCGAUGUUGUUAGCAACAUUGGGGUAGAAUACACUUAUUUGGAAGUUGAGAGUAAUUUGAGUCCUCAUUUACUUGCCUAGGCACAAGGCGACCUUUAUCUCCCUUUCUAGACAUUUGUGAGUGAUUUGUGAAUAGGGCCUGUUAUUUAUUGCUGAUCCUAUAUACUAGAUCCAUUGCCUUUUAUGGUUGUAAACCUUAUCCUGUUUAUCAAUAUUGUUUGUUUAUUAUUUAUUGAUCUGGUGUGGUUAUUUACUGUUUUCACUGUUUAUUUCAGAACUGAUGAUUUCUGGGUAAAUCUUCAUGUAUUAACUUGGGAAUCAACACCUAACAUGAAUCAAUAGCUAAAAUUUGAUUGGCGACAUACUAAGUCGGUCAAACCUGACAUUACAUUUCCACACCGCUGGGGGUAUUCAUUCCUAGGUCUGCUUUUAAUUUGUAGUUCACAGAAUUUACCAAACCUGACUGACUGAUACUGACUAGCAAUCCAUACCAUCAGUGGCAUGACCUACUGCCAUUUUAGCAAUCAAUUGGUGAUGAGCACCAAAUGAAUGGGUACUGAGUGGUUUAUUCAACAACAUGAAAAUUGCAGCAAGGGACAUAACUCAAAAACUGAAUUCUGUGAAACCAUCUUUUCUCGAAAUAUUGUUUCAAUUGAUCUUAAUUUAUGUUUGUUUUUUGUUAGUUUAAUGCCACACUUAGCAAUAUUCUAGCUAUAUGACCAGACAUCAUGACAUUGAUCCCAAAUUAGGAUACGAUGACAUGCAUAAACCAAGUUCGUAAGCCUGACCAACUGAUCCUGUUAGUCACAUCUUAUGACCAGCACAGGUUGCUGGGGACUUACAUUCUUACCCAGAAUAUCUUUUUCUAUGGUUGUGGCACAAUGUUCAUCAGUACUUUUGUUAUAUCAACCCUCCACUAGGCUGGAACUGCAGAUACUUGAUAUAUUUUCGAUAGUUCUUCACUUAUUAUUCUGUGUGAUGGUGUGUCCCUGUGCUUGAAACCAUCCAAGUGUAGGUGUCGUGUACAGUCAAGUCUCGUUAAUCUGACACUUGUUAAUCCCACAAUCGGCCUUAUCCGACAUUAAUGAUGGGAACCAAUUAAAUCAGUGCUAUUUAGACCUGUUGAUCCGACAGUCUCGCACUCCGACUCCAACACACCUAAUUUACAACGAAUUACCGAAAUUACUCAUUCUUCAGUCUUGUUAAUCCGACACAGUGAUCAGUGUACUACGUGACCAUCUGCCCGCGAGUACACAGCCCGUGUUUUGAUGCGAGACGAAUCGGCUGAUAGCUGCAUAUUACAACGGCUGCAGAGAUAAACUGAAUUUCAAUAUAUUCUCUACAUGUCUUUAUACUUCUUUUCAAACUUGAAUAUACUGUAGUUUGUACAACUAUUUUCUGGCAGUUCUGAUGGUAGAAAAGAAUUGUAUCUCAGUGGGUUUAAAAAUUCUUAGUGAGUUUGGUGUAACCUCAUAAGAUUUCUUAUAGAUGGAGAAAGAUAGAGAAACUUGAGACAAUUAUUUAUAUCAAAGAUCAAGAAGUACCCACAAGUGACUGGCUAAUUUGAAUCUCUCUUGCACAAUACUUAACUUCACUUAUUCCGUGUAGUCUGCUUUGUCUGCAGGUCAAUUCUAUUCCAAGAGUCCUUGAGUGCCUGUAUUUUCCAGUAGAUGUUAUUUUAUGUUAAAAUGCUUUUUAUGACAUGAGAAUCUUGUUACGUGCCAUUUUACAGUCGAGACGUAGGAUAGCCCUGUGGGAAGUGCUGGUUGAGACACAUACCUUGGUUUGAUUCCCAAUGGUGGUCAGAUCUGUGAAGUGCAUUUACUGCUGAACUUAUUUUUCAUUGUGAGGCAACAUUGAUUGUGUAGAACAUGGAAUAUUUUAUCGCUGUGUUCAACUUACAGUUCAUUGUAUGAUAUGGUUGACGUGCUAUCAACAUACAUACAUACAUACGUACGUACGUACGUACAAACGCACGCACGCACAUACAUAGACAGUGUAAACCAAGACAGACCAAUAUAUAUAUAUAUGUAUAUAUAUGCAGUGUAAACAAAGAUAGACCAACACAUGUAAUGGAUUGGUGGCUUACAUUAUUUGUUGAGAAUGAAUAAUGGCUUUGUCUGUAAAUUGUAGUGGCAGUACCUUUUUCCUCCACAAUUCUUUUUUUUGUUACAUUUUAUAGCAUCUGGUGCACACUGUAUGAAUUGUUGUGAUAUAUGUUGACAGUAUUAAAGGUUGAAUUUUAUCAUGA
Molecule: messenger RNA, 5263 nt
Organism: Haliotis rufescens (red abalone)
Lineage: Eukaryota; Metazoa; Mollusca; Gastropoda; Lepetellida; Haliotidae
Product: methylenetetrahydrofolate reductase-like
Exons: 11
Coding region: 135-2123 (662 amino acids)
Biological process (GO): tetrahydrofolate interconversion
Cellular component (GO): cytosol
Molecular function (GO): FAD binding; methylenetetrahydrofolate reductase [NAD(P)H] activity
Source: RefSeq, a predicted model, not a curated record